This is a messenger RNA of Trichoderma atroviride IMI 206040, 1493 nucleotides long. RefSeq lists its product as uncharacterized. The record is from RefSeq and is a predicted model, not a curated record. Gene Ontology annotation, molecular function: protein serine/threonine kinase activity; ATP binding. Gene Ontology annotation, cellular component: cytosol. NCBI's taxonomy places the organism in Eukaryota, Fungi, Ascomycota, Sordariomycetes, Hypocreales, Hypocreaceae. Gene Ontology annotation, biological process: intracellular signal transduction; protein phosphorylation; intracellular monoatomic cation homeostasis.
AUGCCGUCCGCCGCCCUCGAGUCAAAACCGAGCUCUGCUCAAAGCUCAAAACCCUCGUCCAUCAAGUCGUCGCACGACGGAAAGAGAUCGCCCACUCUGCUCUCCCAGAAUGGGUCUGAGAAGCUCUCUCCAUCCCCCAGCGAGACCCAGCUGAAGCCUGCCUCCGAGAAGACCUCGGUCAAGGAUCGCCUUUCUCGCAUGUUCUCAACAAAGGACGUCACCAAGGUGCACGUCAAUGGCGAUGUCACACCUCGAUCUCGCGGCCCGUCAAUUAGCGGCGCUUCUUCUCCCGCCCCGCGAAAGGAAUCAAUAGAAAAGCCCGCCGAGAAGCUGCCCGCUGCAAAACCCAAAGAAGCCACCAAAGCCAAAGAACCAGCCAAGCCUAAGGACUCAAAUCGCUUCACUGUGCUGCCCGACGUCCCGGGCGGACACGAGCAUCUCCUACGGUCCAGCCGAAGACAGGAGAAGCUGUCGGACAUGUGGCGAAGCAUCCUCGGAAAGAGGCAAGAAGCCCCGCCCCAGCACGAUCUCUCCCUGGUGUCCAACUGGGUCGACUCGCUGCGCCAGGAGAAGGAGGAGGCUGCCGACAAAAAGGCCGGUCCCCACGCCAACUCAACUUUGGUGGAAAAGUACGGCAAGUGCCAGGAAGUCGUCGGCCGCGGCGCCUUUGGCAUCGUCAGGAUAUCUCACAAAAAGGUUGGCAGCAGCGGCGAGAAGCUGUUCGCCGUCAAGGAGUUCCGCCGCCGCCCUGAAGAGUCGGAGAAGAAGUACAGCAAGCGUCUUACCGCUGAAUUCUGCAUCUCUUCCUCCCUGCGCCACCCCAACGUCAUCCACACCCUCGACCUGCUCAAGGAUGCCAAGGGCGAUUACUGCGAAGUCAUGGAGUUUUGCUCUGGCGGUGACCUGUACACCCUUAUCCUGUCCAGCGGCAAGCUCGAGGUCCAAGAGGCAGACUGCUUCUUCAAGCAGAUGAUGCGCGGCGUCGAGUACCUCCACGAGAUGGGAGUCGCCCACCGAGACCUCAAGCCCGAGAACCUGCUCCUCACCACCCGUGGCGCUCUGAAAAUUACUGAUUUUGGCAACGGCGAGUGUUUCCGCAUGGCAUGGGAGUCGGAUGCCCACAUGGUCUCUGGACUAUGCGGAUCUGCCCCUUACAUCGCUCCCGAAGAGUACACCGACAAGGAAUUCGACGCCCGCGCUGUCGAUGUGUGGGCUUGCGGUGUUAUUUACAUGGCCAUGCGCACCGGGAGACAUCUCUGGCGUCUCGCCAAGAAGGACGAGGACGAGUUUUACGCUCGCUACCUGGAGGGUCGCCGCGACGAAGAGGGCUAUGGUCCCAUCGAGUCAUUACAUAGGGCUCGAUGUCGAAAUGUCAUCUACUCCGUUUUGGAUCCCCAUCCCGCACGGCGUCUUACAGCCGCUCAGGUUCUCAAGUCUGAGUGGGUUCGUGAGAUUAAACUUUGCAAGGCCGGCGAAGAAGGUCUCUAAAAUGG